Messenger RNA from Hemibagrus wyckioides, 1405 nucleotides. Its product is annotated as guanylate kinase-like. Gene Ontology annotation, molecular function: GMP kinase activity. The record is from RefSeq and is a predicted model, not a curated record. Gene Ontology annotation, cellular component: cytosol. NCBI's taxonomy places the organism in Eukaryota, Metazoa, Chordata, Actinopteri, Siluriformes, Bagridae. Gene Ontology annotation, biological process: purine nucleotide metabolic process. Bases 242 to 946 code for a protein of 234 amino acids. The transcript has 7 exons.
UCCUGUUCCUCUUUUGUCUGUUGUUUCUCUCUGUGGAGGAAGUCUUUGUGGUGAUUUACUAUACCUAAUAAGUUAAGGCCCUAAUGCUAAGCACACACACACACACACACACACCCUAAACAAAUCCUUCCUGAUGUAAUUACUUGGCAUGUAAGAAGCAGUUGAUUGCCUGGGAGAUGACCCCACCCACUCACACACUCACCUGUAGCAGUUGCAGUGUACUUUCUGUUUUGAAACAGCCAUGUAUCAGGAAGUGAUGGCAGGACUGAGGCCGGUGGUUUUAAGCGGUCCCUCAGGUGCUGGGAAAACCAGACUACUCGAAAUGCUGCUCAAAGAGUUUGAUGGUGUCUUCGGCUACGUUGUCUCCCAUACGACACGGAAACCUCGUCCAGGGGAGGAGGAUGUAAAAUGUACAUGCACACACACGCACACACACCCACACCCACACCCACACACACACACACACACAAUGUACAUAACAGAGUGUGUUAUGAUGUGUGUUACAGAUUAUCAUGUCAGCAGAGAGGAAAUGCAGGCAGGAAUCACUAAAGGAGAUUUUAUCGAGAGCGCAGAAUUCUCAGGGAACAUGUACGGAACAAGUAAAGCUGCGGUCCAGGCUGUUCAGGACCAAAAUCUGAUUGCCAUUUGGGCUGUUAACAUGCAAGGAGUGAAGAGCAUUAAGAAAACCAAUUUAAACCCCAUCUAUAUCUCCAUCCAACCUCCAUCCAUGGAUGUGCUGGAGAAGAGGUUAAGAGCAAGAAAGACCGAGAAUGAGGAGAGUUUACAGAAGCGUCUCCAGACUGCACUGGUCGAAAUGGAGUUCAGUAAAGAGACUGUUCAGUUUGAUGUGGUCAUCAUUAACGAUAAUCUGGAUGAAGCCUACGGGAAAUUAAAAGCAGCUCUUCUGCAGGAAAUCCAAAAAGUCAAAAGCACCACCAAAGCCUGAACGUCCACUGUCCAGCUCCUGGAGACCAGCACUCAGAGACAGCAACAUUCCCCACACACACACACACACACACACUCUGCUUACACACUCCUCUCCCUCACACACAGCUGAUGUAUUCAUACGGCUUGUGAAGGGAAAAUGUUCUUUAAAUAGAAUGAAGCUCCAGGUCUAAUAAAAAUAAAGCCAUGUGACAAUCAGAGUCUGUUCUGUGAUCCUCUCAGAGCUGGAAACAGAAAUAAUUUUAUCUACAAAAUGUUAAAAACAGUCAGGAUUGUUUGAGUUUGGAACAGAUCUACCUGCAGCCUAGUCUGGAAAUUCUUACAGAAUCCAAACACAUCACUGAUCUGUGAGGUUCACAGGUUGGUGUCCAGUCAUCAGGUCAGGGUUUUUUUUUGUUUGUUUGUUUGUUUGUAUUUUAAGUAAUGACCACUUUCUUUGUGUUAAUUUGUUUGGGUAAUU